Messenger RNA from Porites lobata, 2568 nucleotides. NCBI's taxonomy places the organism in Eukaryota, Metazoa, Cnidaria, Anthozoa, Scleractinia, Poritidae. The record is from the annotation of a GenBank genome assembly.
GUCGUGUGAAGUCUUCCGUGAUGUUAACACACACGCGUUGUAGCUUGGCAAAAUCUACACAGUAAAACACGUUGAAAAAUCCCAACCAUCCACUUAAACGGCAAAAUGCUUCGAUUCAGGUGGAGCGUGCCUGUUGGAGACACAGGAAGUCCGCUUUUAAUACGUGCAAUAUUCGAAAUUUUGAAACUUGAUAGUACAUUUUGAAAGUUUCGAGUGUUAUAUUAUUGGACAGUGGUUGCCAGUAGUUGACAAACGAACCAGUGCGAGAGAAGAACUGCCGAGGUGAAAGUAAACCGAAGAGCGACAGAUAAGAGAUCCGCACCCGCGUAGUUUUUCUGAUUAUAUUUGCUGCAAUUUAAGGAUUCUAAAUUAUGAAGGUCGCAGUUCACCCGAUGAAAGGAAAAGCGGCAAUAUUGGAAUGCCAGUAUUCAAAGGCAGAUCCAGAACAGUGAAAGCGGAGGCUACAUUUCGCGAAGAAGUGGAGAAUACGUUGCCUUGUAAAGACGAAAAACAAGAAAAAUCCCAAAGCGACGUUUUGAAGGGAAAUAUGCCGCCGUAUUUAUCAACCCUGAAAUUCCAUCUCAAGGAUCUUGAAGCGGCUGCGAUUAGGCAAUCAGACUAUUUGGAAGAAGGUGUUGAAUAUACUUCGCUUCCUGUCCACAAAACGAAAGGGGCACAGACUAUAACUUUACCAAUGAAUAUGCCGGUGGUAGAGAGCAAAAACUGCUUUCGGCGGAAAGGAGAAAGCUCGCCCAAUCUGAAAGACAGGGUGAACAAUUCACUCAUCACGGAAGAGUCUAAAGUUUCAUUCGGGUCACGAAAUGAUGGUCAGGGAGAUACAAAUUGCACAGUGACAGAGAACACAAACGAUACGCGAUGUAGUACAGGCAAAUGGCUCAACGACAUCGAUAAAUUAAUAAGUUUUAAAGCAAAGCGCAAGGUUGAAAUAUUCAACAAAGAAAAGAAAGAGAUUGUGAAUCAAUGGACCUCAAGUCCCAAGAAUUUUUACAAGUGUAUUUUGAAAUGCAGACAAAAGCAAUUAGCCAUAAGUAAUGGGCUUCGAACCAUAAAAAGGCGCUCGCGCGAAGGAACGAAAAAUGUCGCUUUUCCCGCGGAUGUGCUUUUAUUUUCGGCGAUCGAAGAAAACGCUUCAAUUGAGCUGGCUGAAAUUAUAGAAACGAACAAGAUUGAUGUGAAUUUAUGUACAAACUCCCGUGGACUUCCACCGCUUCAUCGAGCUGUUCAACGCGGUGCAGUCGACUGUGUUCGUGUGUUAUUGAAUAACUCGGCCGAUGUAAACUUGAGAGACUCUACAAACUCGCUCGCAGUCGGUUUAGCGAUUUCAGCGUGCCAAUUUGAGUGUCUUGUACUGUUAAUUGAGUCGGGAGCGAGCUUUGAGGAAUACACAAAUCGACGUUUAAAGGAAUACGAAGACGUCCGGGUUUUAUCCAAGAGUUGUUAUCGUGCCUUUGAGGCGAAUGUUUGAAGGACACGUAUGCAAUCAUUCAACCGUAUCUCACCUGAAACUUAUUGAAGUACCAUAUCAAAUAAAAAAAUGCGAACGUCGUUGAGGUAAAUGUUUAUCUCUGUGUUUCAUGUUUGCGGUAUAGGUGGUUGUUUCGAUCGGAACCGGAAAAGAGCAAUUGUCCUUCUGAAAAAUUCACUUAAAUAGAAAAAUUUCUAAUUUUGCAUUUUAAUGUAUUUUAAACAAAUAAUAAUUGUGUUUACUUAAAAGAAAAAUGUUCUGUGUUCAACAGUAUCUGAGUAAACAACAACACGAAAGAUUAAAUGGUCAUAUUUAUUUUUUUUAGUAUUACACGAAUCAGAUUCAAGUUAUUAUUUUUAUGGCUGGGCCACUACCACACAGUAAUUGAAGAUACAUGACUUGCAUGCUGUAUCCCCCCUUAGGCUAUAAAUAAUUAAAAAAAUGAUUGUAAUCUAGCCUUUAGGGAAAGCUGAUAGAUUGUUCGUCUCUCUCUCUCUCUCUCCUUUUUUUAAAAUCUAAUGCUAGGAACCACGUCGUUUUGGAUGACAUUAAAGUAAGUUACCACUGUCUACUUAUUUCAUAUCGGCUUUUUUCACUCUGAUAAACCUAACAACUCUGCAAUAUUUUUCAAGUAGUUUAUCUGAAUACACUAUACUGAUUAACUUUUUAAUUGAUGUCGAUUUUUGAUAAGUACGGUUUCAAGGAGACUACAUUUAUUUCUUUAUUAUAAUAGUUAUACCCAGCACAUUUAACAAUUGACGAAUUUCGAUGACUAUUAAAGGCCAAUUUUUGGUUUAAAGCCGUGGGUUUGCCAGAUUGUUUACCUUCCUUUCCAGCUCAGAGUUCGAGUCGAACGCUCAAUAUGGCAGCCGUCUUGGUUUCUACCCCCGACUAUGAUUAACCCCCGACGCCCACCCCCUCGGUAUAUGAAACCAAGAUGGCCGCCCGUUACAGUAUGCAAGCUCUCGAUGGUUCAGAAAUGAGCCCAAAAGCAUAGUAGUGGUCAGUUUCGAAUCGUAAAAGAGACAAUUUGAAUAAAAAUUAAUUCAAAAAUUGUGUUUUGAACGUCGAGUCGAGUCGAG